AUGGAUUUCACGGAGGUGUACAGUGACUCAGUGGGAAGCAUCUCUUUAGCGGCUCGCUCUGGGUCUUUGGUCCAGGUCCGUUCCCUUAUCCGGUCUGGACUCAGUCUGGACGUGAAGGACAACCGUGGCUGGACCUGUCUCCACGAAGCUGCUGCUCGAGGGCACAAGGGCUGCGUCCGGGAGAUCCUCACAGCUGCAGCCUCGUCGUGUCUGGAUCUCUGUGCUUUUGUGAACGCUCAGACCCACGAAGGAGAGACCGCCGUGUUCCUGGCCUCUGGGACCGGUUCUGUGCCCGUGGUGAAACUCCUGCUGAAGGCCAAGGCAGACCUGAACCUGCAGACCAACGAGCUGUCCAGCCCCCUCUACUCUGCUGUGGACAGAGGACACUCAGAGAUGGUGCAGUUGUUACUGAGGAGAGGAGCAGAGGUGAACAGGAGCCACACUGCCUCCUGCUGGACAUGUCUGCACCAGGCAGUGUACAAGGACCACAGGGACCUGGUGCUGCUGCUCAGUGAGGUGUGUGACCUUGAGGCUGUAGACGAUCACCGCAUCACACCUUUGUUUGUGUCAGCGCAGUACGGACGCGUCCAUUGUCUGAGGGCGUUGCUGCGGAAAGGAGCCCGGGUGGACGCCCAGGCAGCAGACGGAGCCUCCCCUCUGCUCCUCGCAUCUCAGGAGGGUCAUAGCCUCUGUGUUGAGGAGCUGCUCUCUCAUGGAGCUGAUCCAAACCUCAGCUGUAGCAAAGACUGGAGGCAACUACCUUUGCAUGCAGCCGCACAGUUUGGACACACCAGGAUCUUGAGGAGGCUCCUCCCCAUCACUGACCGCUCCAUAGGCCACGCUCCCGGUCAGGUGAGCCCUCUGUACCAAUGUGUGCAGACUGACCAGCAGGAGGCGCUACAAAUGUUGCUGAGGCAUGGUUACAGUCCAGACGCCCAGGACUGUGAGGAUCUGCUAGGCCUGAGGUGUCCCCUGAGCCAUGCUGUGGCUCUGAGUCCACACAAGGGGUCCAGAUUGGUCCAGAUCCUGCUUGGGUCUGGAGCCACCAUCUUCAGUGAAGUCUGGGAUCUGGUUUUACAAUCCCCAACGCCACACCUGCUCCAGAUGGUCCUGGACUACAGGUCUGUCCCGGGACCUCCAGGCCCAGGAGACAGUCCCGGUUGUGGAUCCAGGAGGGACUUUGGUGUGCAGGAGCUGGCCUCCCUUACAGACCAGUGCCUGAACCACACUGGGACCGGUCUGGUCUGGAUGCCUCUGCUGCUGAGAGCCGGACUGGAUCCGCGUACUCUGCUCCAACACCGGAUGUUUUGUGAGGGCCCUGCUCCGGUCUUAAACUUACUACUUCAGGUCUUGGACUGGUCUGGUCUGAGUCCGGAUCUGAGACGAGUCCUGGACCAGAGACGAACCGAGAUUGGGACCAACUGGGAUUCAUUCACACUCUUCGACUCAGCGCCCUCGCUGGCCCACUUGAGUCGGAAACCACUUGCAGCAAUUCUUGUAGGAGGAGGAAAAAUAUCUGAGGCCCGCAUGGAGGAGGUGCGCUCGCGGCCCUACAUCAUCCCCGUCCACCCGGGUGGAGACAUGAGCCGCCGCAGAGACUCCGGAGUAUGGAACCAAACCCGCAGUCUGCUCUACAAGAACCUCCUGAUCAAGUGGAGAGCCAAGCAACAGUCUCUGCACGAGCUGCUGUUGCCUCUGCUUCUCCUCGGCCUCCUCAUCCUCAUCAGUACUCUGAACCCUCAUGUGUACUAUGGGAGCGUGGGAACCAUGGAGCUGGAGCAGGACACGCCGUUCCUCAAGGUUCUGGGCUACACUCCCAUCAACAACAUCACCUCCAGCAUCAUGGAGGAGGUGGCCCAGGAGCUGCACGUGGAGGAGCACCUGGAGAUGUUUGCCUCUGAGGAGGACCUGGAGAACGCCUCUCUGUAUGAACCUUCCAGUUUUGUGGGAGUCGUGUUUUUGGACAAAACCGCCACAAAAUACAGGCUGAGGUUUCCCUACAACCAGCUGCCUUUGCCCAGUGACUACACCGAGACAUUUUCCAACUGUCUGUCCAGCUCCACAAACUGCAGAGCCGCAAACUACUGGUACACAGGCUUCAGCCGCCUGCAGGCUCUGAUCGAUGCAGCCAUCAUCCAGAUGCAGACCAAGCGCUCGGUGUGGGUGGAGCUGGACUUCCGUGUGGUCAUGAUGGGGCAGCCUGGAUCGGUGGAGGUGCAGAAGUUCCCUCACGCUCUCAUUGCCAGCUACCUGGUACUGGCCUUCACGCCCUUUGUCACCUUUCUCAUUGUCAACGUGGCGGCAGAGAAGGAGCAGAGGCUCAAGGACACCAUGAACAUGAUGGGACUCCACGACAGCGCCUUCUGGUCGUCGUGUUUCCCUCGUGUGUGUUGUGUUGUCCUCUGCCCUCUGCAGGAUGUGUCUCAUGUGGUGUUAUACUGCCCCCUCAGGUUGUCGUGGGGACUGCUGUACGCGACUCUGGUCUCCUCCAUGUCUGUGUUGAUGGCUGUGAUCGCCACGUACACAGCCCUCUUCCCCAACAGCCACUUCCUGGUGGUGUUCCUGCUCAUCUUCCUCUACGGCCUCUCCUCCAUCUCCUUCUCCUUCAUGCUGACUCCUCUCUUUAAGAAGCCUAAGUUUGCCAGUACCGUGGGCUCCUUGCUCACCGUGGUGUUCGGCUGCAUGUCGCUCUUCACCAUCCUCAUCCCAGACUUUCCCCAGCCGCUGGUGUGGCUCCUGUGUCUGCUGUCGCCCAGCGCCUUCUCCAUCGGCAUAGCACAGGUGGUGCAGCUGGAGGCUCAGGGCGAUGGAGCAGUCUUCUCCUCGCUCCUGAACGGUCCUCAUCCUCUGUUUGUGCCGCUGCUCAUGCUGCUGCUGGACUGUGUGCUGUAUCUGCUGCUGGCUCUCUACCUUGACCAAGUACUACCAGGAGAGUUUGGGGUGCGGCGCUCGCUUCUCUACUUCCUGAAGCCGUCCUAUUGGUCCAAACGCAGCAGACGCUACGUGGAGGUGAACUCCGGCUGUGACUCCGAGGCCAACGGAUCCACCAGGGGCGCUGUCCCCAUCGAACCAGUGUCCGCAGAGUUCAGAGGGAAAGAGGCCAUCAGGAUAAACAACAUUCGUAAAGUGUACAAGGAGAAGGACUGCACUGUGGAGGCUCUGAGAGGCCUGAGCUUCGACAUCUAUGAGGGUCAGAUCACAGCUCUUCUGGGGCACAGUGGUGCAGGGAAGUCCACCCUCAUGAACGUUCUGUGUGGAAUCUGCCCGUCGUCCUCUGGCACCUCCUCCGUCUAUGGUUCUCCUCCCAGUGAGGUCAGCGAGGCCCAGGACCUCAAGCACCUCCUGGGGAUCUGUCCCCAGUUCAACAUAAUCUUCGACCUCCUCACCGUGAAGGAGCAUCUCACCACCUUCGCCGCCAUCAAGGGGAUUCCACGCAACCAGGUGGAGGAGGAGGUUUCUAAGGUUCUGAGGGACCUAGACCUGGAGAAGAUCCAGACGGCUCAGGCCAAGAACCUGAGCUGUGGCCAGAAAAGGAAGCUCUCUGUGGGUAUCGCCAUCCUGGGAGACCCCAAGAUCCUGCUGCUGGAUGAACCCACUGCAGGUAUGGACCCCUGCUCACGGCACCAGGUGUGGUCAGUGCUCCGUAGCCGGCGUGCCGAGCGGGUCACAGUCUUCACCACACAUUUCAUGGACGAGGCCGACAUCCUGGCAGAUCGUAAAGCUGUGAUCUCCCAGGGGCAGCUCAAGUGUGUGGGCUCCUCUCUGUUCCUCAAGACCAAGUGUGGAGUGGGCUACCACCUCAGGAUGUCCGUCUCUGAAGUCUGUGAUUUGGACAAAGUCUCGUCUCUGGUUCAGAAACACGUGUCUAAAGCCAAACUGUCCCAACGUCACGAGAGCGAGCUGACCUUCACUCUGCCCUUUGAGAGCGUGGACACUUUCCCAGGUCUGUUCUCGGAGCUGGACUCCACACCAGCGCUGGGCAUCACUCACUAUGGAGUUUCCAUGACGACGCUGGAGGAUGUGUUCCUGAGGCUGGAGGCCGAGGCAGAGGUUGACCAGGCUGACUACAGUGUGUUCCAACAGUCUCCUCCUGAGGAGGAUACAGACUCCUGCUCUGUGGACGACAUGGACCAGAGGCUCCUGACCUUCUCUCAGGCUGAGGUCAAAGGUCACGCUCUGUGGAGGCAGCAGUUCAGCGCUGUGGUCUUUCUACACAUGCUCAACAUGAGGCGAGAGAGGAAGGCCUUCAUCUACACUCUGGCUCUCUUCCUGAUCUUCGUGGGGGCGGUGUUGGUUCUGUCGCUAGUCACUGGGAACAUUCGGAUCCUCUCUCCAGACCGAGAGUUCACUCCUCUGUAUCUGCUCAAGAAGAACCAGGCUCCUCGUCCAUACCACACCAGCCUGCUGCUGCAGAACUCCACAGACUCAGACCUCUCUGACCUGCUGCAUCAUCUCCAGUCCUUGGAUCUUCAGGUGGAGAUGAUGAAACAGACGGACUUCAUGUCUGCAGCUCCUCACAGCGCUGCCAUCAACGUGACGGGCUCCAACAAGGGCUUCCGCUUCACCCUGGCCUUUAACAGCACCACUGUCCACUCUCUGCCUAUGACUGUGAACGUCCUGAGCAACGCUUUGCUACGGAGUCUGAACGGAUCCUCACGCAUCCGCACCUGGACCAAACCUUUUGACUAUAAAAUCCCAGAUGCCACAUCGUACGCCCUGGUUUACAUCGAGUCCAUCAUCCUGGGCAUGCUGGCCGCUGGGAUGCCCGCCUACUUCGCCAUGGACCACACCAGAGACAGAGAGCUGAGAUGUAGGUCCACCCUGAGGAUCUCUGGCCUCCUGCCCUCUGCGUACUGGUGUGGUCAGGCGGCGGUGGACAUCCCGUUUUUCUACCUGCUGCUGUCCUCCAUGACCUCCAUCCUGUUCUCCUUCCACACCGCCUCUCUGCCCAGCUCCAGCAACCUCACUGCAGUGGUCCUCUGCAUCAUUGGCUUUGGUCCGUCUAUGAUCCUAUUCACGUACGUUGUGUCGUUCGGCUUCACUCGGGUGCAGAGCAACAGGGACUUCUUCUCUGUCAUCUCCAUGAUGGUGUGUGUGGUGUCUGCGUCGCUGGUGCAGCUCGGCUUUGUAAACAAUAGUCCAGCUCUGACCAGAAACCUCCACAACGCUCUGUGUCUGUUCAACCCACUGUACCCCCUGAUGGGCUGCCUCAACUCCAUCACCAAGGAAACGUUCCUGUCGCCUCUGGAUGAAGACCAGUCGUUGUGGAAGAACCUGCUGAUUGCAGUGGUGGCUCCUUACCUUCAGUGCAUUGUGUUGCUGUUCGUCCUGCGCUGGAUGGAGAUCAGUCUGGGAGGCAGCACCAUGAAGUCAGACCAGCUCUGCAGGAUUUCGUCAAAGUCCAAGUUGAAGAAGGAGCGCGUCCCAGAGGAGACUGAGAACGAGGACGAGGAUGUGAAAGCAGAGAGAGCCAGGGCCAAGGAGGCCAUGAACUGUCAGCCCUGUGAAGAGAAACCUGUGGUUGUUGUCAGCAACGUGAGCAAAGUCCACAGAGGGAAACAAGAAGGAUUCUCCUUCAGCAAGUCCAGGAAAUUGGCGGCGAAGAAUGUGUCCUUCUGCGUGAGGAAAGGAGAGGUCCUGGGUCUGCUGGGUCCCAACGGAGCCGGCAAGUCCACCAUCAUGCACAUGCUAUCAGGAGACACCCAGCCCACGUCUGGACAGGUCUACAUGGGAGACCUGCCUCUGGACCAUGUGGGUUACUGUCCUCAGCUCAGUCCUCUGUGGCCCAGGGUCACUCUGCAGGAGCACCUGGAGAUCUACGCCUCUGUGAAGGGAGUGAGAGGAAAGGAUGUACCAGACAUCGUCAAAAGAGUGGUGGAGGCGCUGGAGCUGAAGGACCAUCUGCACAAACAGGCCAAGACUCUGUCAGUGGGGACCAAGAGGAAGCUGUGUUUCGCUCUGAGCAUGCUGGGAAAUCCUCAGAUCGUGCUACUGGACGAGCCCUCAUCCGGGAUGGAUCCCAAGUCCAAGCAGAGGAUGUGGCGUGCUAUGCGGUCGGCCUUCAGGGGGCAGCAGAGAGGCGCUGUCCUCACCACACACUAUAUGGAGGAGGCUGAGGCGGUGUGUGACCGUGUGGCCAUCAUGGUGUCAGGACAGAUCCGGUGCAUCGGGUCCAUCCAGCACCUCAAGGGGAAGUUUGGCCGCGGUUACAGUCUGGAGCUGAAGCUCAGGGACGACCUCACGGGGCUCCAGCAGGUGGCGCUGCUGCACAAAGAGAUACAGAGGGUCUUUCCCCACGCUGUCAGACAGGAGAGCUUUGCCACUCUGAUGGUUUAUAAAAUCCCGAUGGAGGAUGUGAAGUCUUUGGCCACAGCCUUCUCUGAGCUGGAGAAAGCAAAACAAUCGUUUAACUUUGAAGAAUACAACUUCUCUCAGUCCACUCUGGAGCAGGUGUUCCUGGAGUUUGCGAAGGAGCAGGAAGGUGAAGAAGAUGAGAUCGGAUCUCUGAGCACUCACUUCCACUGGACACGAAUGAAAGACGAGACCAGUCACAACGAGAGCAUCGUGCAGCAGCUCUGA
Messenger RNA from Knipowitschia caucasica, 6579 nucleotides. NCBI's taxonomy places the organism in Eukaryota, Metazoa, Chordata, Actinopteri, Gobiiformes, Gobiidae. The record is from the annotation of a GenBank genome assembly.